Messenger RNA from Brassicogethes aeneus, 3600 nucleotides. NCBI's taxonomy places the organism in Eukaryota, Metazoa, Arthropoda, Insecta, Coleoptera, Nitidulidae. The record is from the annotation of a GenBank genome assembly.
UUCGUCGAGCCGGCAUCCUUUGAAUUUUUGUUUCAUGGACAUUUCUCUAAACGUGUAUCGUGUCAAUACUGUGAUCAAUUGAAAUGUAUUUAAAUAGAAAGUAUCAAAUGACUGCUGAACGAGAUAAUUGCGGCCUAGGCUCCUUAUUGCCAAUGUCUUGCAGAGGAAGAGCAGAAGCCUUCGCAAGAAGCCUUCACUCGCGGCUAUCAUCACUUGGAACCCAAAAUGGAGGUAAUGGAACUGCUACUGAAACCAGCUGGUUGCACUUGGGCGCCCAUGAGCCAUCCAUUGCCUUAUCUCAGCCCAGACAUUCGGGCGAAUCAGAAAUGUAUUUGGAUUUUGGCCUACUCGAAUCUCCCAGUCCCGAAGAAGAUUUGGAUGAAGCGGAAUUGCAUAGACUUAUUAAUAAAGAUAACCUUAAACACUUAAAUAGCGCAGACUGUCACUGUACAAAUACCAAAGAAAAAAAUAACAUUUUAUUAAAUAGUGCCACAAAAUCCACAUCGAACGAUAGCGAUUCCAGUGAUGGACCGUUUUACGAUACUGUUAACGAGCUUGAUUCGAGACUUACAAAUCACUUACACAACGAACAAACAGAAACAUCCCACCAAGAGGAUAACCCUUCCGUAUCAUCUACAACUAAUUCAAAAGAAAUAAGUAAUCAUUCAGAUGACUCCUAUGCAACAACCACUGAAAAUACAUUAAACUCAUUAUCUGAAGCAACAUCGACAUUAAGUUUAAAAGAUGAAAACACAAUCUCAAAUGAAGAAACAAAUGGUUCUUUAACAGAUAUAUCUGAAAAUAUACAGGCUGAUGACAUAGACUGUUGCCCAAAAAGUGAGGAAAAAGAAACAUAUGUUAAUGGUAAAAGUAUUGCAAAAGACUUAACGGUGGAAUGUCCGAUAUUUAAAGCCAUCAUAAAUGACACAAGUAAAAAUGAAGAGGUGAUUCAAAUAACACAAGAUGGAGACAAUAUAGAAAUACGCACAAGCAGCGAGUUCGAUGAUCAAGAAGAAAGAAUUCCAAGAGUAAGAAGAUGUUCUUCGCUAAAAACCGGCAAAACUCCACCUGGAACACCUGGAAGAAAAAAGAUUGUUAGAUUUGCUGAUGUUUUAGGAUUAGAUUUGGCAGAUGUAAGAACGUUCUUAGAUGAAAUACCCAAAAUUCCAACAUCGGCCUAUGAAGACUUAAGAGACGUAGAAAUAAACGAUACUUCUGUCGAACCUCUUUCAAAUGUAUCACUUAAGUGCCAUGGAGUCAAAGUUGACAAAAUUUUACUUCCAUUGUUUCAACAACCAGGAGCUUUACCAAACUACAUGGAUCUUGUUCGAGAUAACUGCGUUUGUUUGGAAAAUGCCAUUGUCGAUGAUCCUGUUAAUUUUGCCAUAAAGGGGACUGUUCGAGUUAGAAAUCUGGAUUUCCAUAAAUCAGUACAUAUCAGAUAUACACUUGAUUCAUGGAAAACCUUUUUCGACGUCCAAGGAAACUAUGUACAAAACUCAUGUGAUGGAUUUUCGGACACGUUUACUUUUGUCAUUUACCCACGUAAUCUAUCGGUUGGACAUAGGUUGGAGUUUGCUGUUAGGUUCCAGUGUAAAGGUUUUCAGUAUUGGGACAGUAACAAAGGAGUCAAUUAUUGCUUUCAGUGCCUACCAUCGACGAACAACACACCCUACACACCCAUUACAGGCGCCGAUUUCGAUCAUUGGGGAGCCAGUUUUUACUACUAAUGAGGUACAGCAGACACUCUUUCGGGUUAGGCUGAACAUUAAGAAUAAUGCAUGAUAGGUAGAGGUGAAUGUUUUUGAAAACCAAAAACGUGAUUUUCCAGGAUUGUUAGACACACUUGACGUUAAAUAAAAGCACGGUUGUGCAUUGCUGGCCAACCAAAAAAAUGCGUAGACAGCUGCUUUUAAUAUAGCUGUGUGUCAAGUCUACAAAAUUCAACUGAAUCUAGCAACAACAUAGAGCAACAUCAAAUGAAACCAGCUGCAGUGCAGGACUAUAUUGAUAAAACUUUGUCAGCAAAAAAUCAAGGAAAGCCACCAACAAAAGUGGAUCAUACAUUUACUUUAAUUUCUGUUUUGUUAUUAUCCAUAAUUUUUUUAUAUUUUCAAAAAGUUGUAUAUUUUACAUAGGAUAUUAUUGAACAAUAUUUUUUAUAUAGAGAAAGUAAAUUAUUGGUGGAAAUAAAAUGUGCCCCACAUACUAUGAAAAUGUUAUAUUUCUUUAGCUCUAUUUUAAAUAAUUUAAAGAUUGAAGAUUGUUCUAAAUUAAUUGUAUGCUGCUCAAAUAACAGGUUUAAUGUGCAAGUUGUGUAUAAAUAUAACAAAAAUUUGUUGAAAUUUCAUGACAAAAAAAGGAAAUAUGAAGAUUUCUACUUUUUAUUAAAAAUUUAAAUUAAAUUCCCCAAAAAGGAUAAAUUAACAACUAUGAAAUUACCUAGUCAAAUGAAACAAACAUAUUUGAUUAUGCAUGAUUUUAUAAAAGUGCAUUGAUAUUGUGAUUAUUUUAUUAUAAAGUGAUAUAUUAAUAUUUAUGUAAAAAAAAUUAAACAAAAACUAAAAAUACUGCUUAGCUAUUAAAACCGCACAAUAAAUAUAAAAAUAAUAACUAAUGUAAAAAUUGUUGGUGCCUUUCUGUUAUUAUUUUAAAGUUUAAGUAUAAUUUACUGGUUCCUAUUUUUAAUCGGCUGUGGACGUUAUUGAGAUUAUUUAUUUUGUUAAUUUAUCCUUAAUUGUAUAGCUCAUCUGAUAUUUGGAGUAUUAUUUAUUAAUAUGUAGUUAAAAAAUAAACGUAUAAAAAAAUGAAAUAUUGCAAUAUUAAGAUAACUAACUAUAGUUACACAAAAAACUAAUACUAAAUUAAUAUUAGAUGGUCUAUAAAAACUAAUCCUUAUAAGUUAUGAAAAACAUGUCCUUAAAAACUGCGUACAUACAUUUUUUUAAAUUAUUUUAAUUACUGUACAAUGUUUUGUUAAAGCGGCCUUAAAAGUAACAAAUUUCAGGAAAUAUAUUAAUUGUUGUUAAUUAGAUAUGUAGAAGAAGAUAAAUUUAAAUAUUUUUAUAUUAAAAAUAUAUUUAUUGUUUUUGUACUAUUUUUCUUGUGCAUGGUGUUUGUAUAUAGUAUUUUUAGGUUACCAUGAACAAUUUUAAACUUGCAUUUUAUUUUAUUAUUUUACAAAAAUUAUUUUAAAUUAUGUAGACAUGUUAUAUUUAGAUUGUUUUACUCGAAUAUUUUAAUUGUUAUAAUUUUUAUGUUAUAUGUAUAUAUAAAAUGGCGAGUUGGAUAUAAUGGGCUUUUGUUUAUUGUAACUGAUAUUAAAAUAAAUUCCGCAGAAGGAAAAUGGGUGCUUUUUAAUGUUUUUGACUUUUAUUGCCCUUAUCAGUUACAUAUCUUUCAUUAUUAAUCAACUGCUUCCUAAUUUAAAUAUAUUUUACAUUAUGAAACUAUUAUAUGUAUUCUAUUAAUGUUUUUAUUAAAUAAUUAGGUUAAAUUUACAUUUUUUAAUGCUGUGCUUGACACAUUAAACCUUGUUACAUGAUGAGUUAAGGUACCAUAUUUAAUUUAAUAUAUAUAUAUAUAUAAUAUAUAUAUUAU